Molecule: messenger RNA, 636 nt
Organism: Polyodon spathula (Mississippi paddlefish)
Lineage: Eukaryota; Metazoa; Chordata; Actinopteri; Acipenseriformes; Polyodontidae
Product: zona pellucida sperm-binding protein 1-like
Exons: 5
Coding region: 1-636 (211 amino acids)
Biological process (GO): prevention of polyspermy; binding of sperm to zona pellucida
Cellular component (GO): egg coat
Molecular function (GO): structural constituent of egg coat; acrosin binding
Source: RefSeq, a predicted model, not a curated record
AUGGCUUGGUUCGGGGGAUCCAGCAGGUGUAUGGACAAAUUACCAGAGAUGGCCCUUAUCGACGCCAGCUACACUAGCUUCUACCCACAGUCCCAUCUGCCCCUGAGCGUCUUGCUUGGAAGCAAGGUGUAUCUGGAAGUGCAGCUUGUAAACCCUCCUAACCCCAGUGUAGUUCUGCUGGUCCACUACUGCAUCGCCUAUCCCCGGUCCUCUCACGCUGCCUGGGUGAUCAUCUAUGGAGGUUGUCCAAACAUCCUGGAUUACAGCAGUGCUGCUGGCCUCCAUGUCAAAUACAAUAACAUGCCUGUAUCCAAGCACACUCGACGCUUUGAAAUAGAAAUCUUCCAGUUCCUGGACUACAAGACCAAGCAGCGUUUGGAUGAGGAAAUCUAUUUCAUGUGUUCAACCGAAGUGUGUUCCCCGGAACGUCGUGUUUGCAAUGAAGGAUGCUUUGAUGGAAGAGAGAUGCCUGUUCCCACAUCAAGAUCUGCUGGAGGGCGCUGUGCAGGAAAGCCCUGUCCUGGGAAAUCAAACGUAGACAAGCGAGCUGCUCCUGGUCAUGCUGGCUUCAUCGCUGUCAGCGAAGGAACCUUCACUUUGGAUGAGAUUGUGCCCCAUGAACAAACGGGCAAGUGA